This is a messenger RNA of Hemicordylus capensis (graceful crag lizard), 1974 nucleotides long. RefSeq names its product cholinergic receptor nicotinic alpha 3 subunit (gene CHRNA3). Gene Ontology annotation, molecular function: acetylcholine-gated monoatomic cation-selective channel activity; transmembrane signaling receptor activity. The transcript is spliced from 6 exons. The record is from RefSeq and is a predicted model, not a curated record. Gene Ontology annotation, cellular component: synapse; neuron projection; postsynaptic membrane. Bases 196 to 1710 code for a protein of 504 amino acids. Lineage: Eukaryota; Metazoa; Chordata; Lepidosauria; Squamata; Cordylidae. Gene Ontology annotation, biological process: regulation of membrane potential; signal transduction; chemical synaptic transmission.
CUGCUCAUCUUUCCAUGCGGGCAACCCAAAAGGGGGCAGGACUGUGUGCUGAUAAGGGGAGCUUCCUAGCACAGGACUAUUGUUCAGGGUCCUGCAUGUCAUUACCAUUUCUGCAUCCAUCUGAAUCCAGGCUGUCUGUUUUGUAGGUCUCUGUAUGCUCCUGCCAGAUGAACCUGUCUCUGGCUGGCUCGGAGGAUGAGUGAUACAUUUCACAGCACCAUGGGAAGGGCUGCUAGCAUGCUUCUGUUUCUUCUUUUCUUCUUCUUCCUCCAAGGCUGCUGCUGUUCUGAAGCUGAACACCGUCUGUACAAGGAACUGUUCACCAAUUACAACAACAUCAUCAGACCAGUGGAGAAUGUGUCUGACCCGGUCAUCAUUUGGUUCGAAGUCUCCCUGUCACAGCUGGUCAAGGUGGAUGAAGUAAAUCAGAUUAUGGAGACCAACUUAUGGCUGAGACAUAUCUGGAAUGAUUAUAAGCUCAAGUGGAAUCCAGACCAGUAUGGAGGUGUGCGGUUUAUUCGAGUGCCGUCUCAUAAGAUCUGGAAGCCAGAUAUUGUAUUAUAUAACAAUGCUGUCGGGGACUUCCAGGUGGAUGACAAAACCAAAGCCUUGCUCAACUAUACAGGGAACAUCACCUGGAUGCCCCCUGCUAUAUUCAAGAGCUCAUGUAAGAUAGAUGUGACCUACUUCCCAUUUGACUACCAGAACUGCACCAUGAAGUUUGGGUCCUGGUCCUACGACAAAGCUGAAAUUGACCUCGUUCUGGUGGGCUCCGCCAUGAACCUCAAGGACUACUGGGAGAGUGGAGAGUGGGCCAUUAUUAAAGCCCCAGGCUAUAAGCAUGAUAUUAAGUAUAACUGCUGUGAAGAAGUGUAUCCGGAUAUCACCUAUUCCCUGCAUAUCCGGCGUCUCCCCUUAUUUUAUACCAUCAACAUGAUUAUCCCAUGCCUCCUGAUCUCCUUCUUAACUGUGCUGGUGUUCUACCUCCCUUCUGACUGUGGUGAGAAAGUAACGCUGUGCAUCUCGGUCCUUUUGUCCUUGACGGUUUUCCUCCUUGUGAUAACGGAGACCAUUCCUUCCACCUCGCUGGUGAUCCCACUGAUUGGGGAAUAUCUCCUCUUCACCAUGAUCUUCGUAACACUCUCCAUUGUCAUCACGGUCUUCGUCCUUAAUGUGCACUACAGAACUCCUGGGACACACACCAUGCCCGAGUGGGUGAAGACCAUCUUCCUAAAAUUCCUCCCCAGGGUCAUGUUUAUGACGAGACCUGCCAGUGAAGAAGAGGACAUCCAGAAACCACAGGGAACUCCCAGUACGGAACUCCCCCACUUAAACUGCUACAGCACCUUGGAAACCAAGUUCUGCAAAGAUGGCUUCGUGUGCCGAGACAUGGCAUGCAGCUGCUGCCAGCACCAACGAAUUGCAUACGUGAAACUCAACAGCAGCCUGACACAGAGCUCCAGCUCCGAAUCGGUAGAUACCCUGAUUUCGUCCUCCGUCAUAUCGUCGGAAAUGAGAGAUGCAAUCGAGAGCGUGAAAUACAUGGCAGAAAAUAUGAGGUUGCAGAAUGAAGCCAAAGAGACUCAAGACGAUUGGAAAUACGUUGCCAUGGUAAUUGACCGGAUUUUUCUCUGGGUAUUUAUUCUUGUAUGUAUUCUGGGAACAGCAGGGCUAUUUUUGCAACCUUUGAUGGCUGGAGAUGAAAUAUAGGCACUACUGGCCUUAACAAGCAAUAUCUUACCUGCUGUCCAUAUGCUUACACUCUCUGUGUCUUUAGAUCCAGCCACUUUCUUUAUAAAUGUGAGAAUAAUCAAUUGUGUGGUAUAUGAAUUAUUGUAAAAGAAUUGUGAGACCCCAAAUAUUUAAUUCCUUGGAAGCAAACAACAGUUUUUUCUUACUUGUUUAAAUAACAGUUUCAAUACAUGUGUCUUAAAGAUUUGUAAUAAAUGGAUGUCUGAUCUCCAGAACAAUGCA